UUGGGGUGCACUGUGAAAAUAGCACACCAAAAUUUGAUUUAUGUUUAUUUUUUCUAAUUAUUACUAUCAAACGUUAAAUAUCAACUAUCAAACACUAUCAAACGACCAACAAACGUUUAAAAUAAAAAAAAAUUGAUUUUCAUUAAGUUGUGGUGCUAACUUCACGGGCAUGGAAAAAUAAAACUUUGUCGAAAUCACACCUUACUAAACUAACCUUUCUUUUUUUUGUUUACAACGCGAGACCAACGACCAACCGUUUGUGUCUUUGUGUAUUUCGAAUAAAAAUUUGUAUAUAUAUUUUAAUUUUCUAACUAUAAUUACUACUUAAAACAAUGUUUGCUACACCAAAAGCAAAAAAAGAACUUUUUCUUGCCUCUUCAUUGUGCGAUGGAGUUGAGGAUAAUAAUAUAAAUCAGGUGACGACACUCCUGGACAAUAAAGAAGCAGAUCCUAACACUUUCAUACCAAUUUUUGGAAUCACACCUUUUCAUUUAGCAAUUGGAAAUCCCUCUGAAUCGUUUGCCGAGGAAGUAACUAAAUUAUUUUUACGUCACGGAGGAAAUCCAAAUAUAAGAUCUAUUGAGGGUUUAACUCCUGUUCACAUAGCCGCUGCAUGGGGUCGAUGUAAUAUUCUCGAAUUACUUUUAUUAAAUGGUGGAGAUCCAUUAUAUCUCGAUAAUGAAGGAUACAGUCCAUUUCAUUUUGCUUUCGAUGGAGCACACUAUAAUGCUGUUAGUGUUCUUCGUAAAUAUUGUGAUGAUUCCAUGAAUGACGAAGAAGGAGAGGAAGAAGAAAUCAAAUACGACAUAGCACUUGAAAAAGUUUUAAUUAAUAACAAAAAUUUAGUAGCCGAAUAUGUAGUAACUGACGAACAAACAACUGGCACUUUUAAUAUUUCACCAGAGAAUGUUCUUGAAAUUAAUAUUAAAUCAACAAACAACUCAACCUCUUCCGAUUGUCAGUUGAUUUUAAAUGAAGAAUAUAUAUCGAAUAGAAGAAAUCGAAAAGAGAAUAAAAAACCGUCGAAUGAAAUUGAAACUAAAUAUAAAGAAGAGAAACUUCUUGUCAGUCAAUUAAUAUCUCAUCUUUCUACAACUGUUUCUAACGAUAUUACCAAAACUGACAAUACACAUAAUUCUGACACUUCUUUAUUUGAAAAAAGAAUACAAUUAAUUCCAAAAAAUUUUCGAAUGUCAAAUCAAGCAACAAAUAAGCAAAAUGAAUUUUCUAAGAAUUUAAUUAGAGGAAGAUUAAAGAACAAAUUAAAAGAAGAAACGAUCUCACAUGAACAUCUUUUAAAAUCUGACAAACAGAGAAUAAAAACACCCUUAAUUGAAAAAGAUAGCAAUAUUCUUGAUAACUCCAUUGUCAGUAAGAGUCCAAACUGUAAUAUUCUCACUCGAUUGAAAAAUGACAAAACCAUAGAAAAAUCUUUAUUAUUUGAGAAAAAUUCUUUAAAUUCUUUAAACGAUUCAAUUAUUACUAAAUCACCAAAUUGUGCCAUCGCUUCAAAUUCUGAUAAGAAAAAAAAAUUAUCAAAAAUACCAAUAUUUGGAAAAAAAUCAACUCCCACAAUAGUUAAAAAUCCAUUUAAAAAAAUAAUAUCACGAACACCUUGUGGAUUAAUUAGUCAAACUUAUAAGAAACACUGUCAAAAAAUUGCUGAAACCUCAAAAUCACUUCCAAGAAAUUUUCAAAAUAAAAUUUCACAAGAACAAGAAUCAUCGCCACUUUUUAAAAAGCCAUUUAACAUGGAGAGAAAAAUUAAUUCUGGUUACAAGAAAAAAGAUACAGAAGAAUCGAGUGGUAUUUAUAGUGCAUCGAGUAAAAUAAUGCAAUUAAAGAAUGUUGCAAUGAAAUUAGAAGAUUAUAUUACUGAUGAUUUUGACUCAUUAUCAAACAAUAAUGACAUUCACAAUACAAAAGUAAUUGAAAAUUUCAAACAAAAUGUUUCAAACUCUCUAAACAAUACUAACGAAACUAAAUUUAAUACAUCUCUAGAAAAUAUGACAUCCAAUAUAAGUGAUUCUAGUUCACGAACAAAAUUAAAAAUAUUUAAUUCAACUGAGGAAAUAAGUAAUAUAAAAUACAAAUUAGAUAGCAAUGAUUCUCAAAGUGAUAGUAUAGUUGAUUGUCAAGAACAAAUUAAAUCUUAUCAUUCCCAACAAUCUUUGUUAUCUUUUAAUCAAAGUGAAACUAAUGAUAAUAUUGAAAAUUGUAAAAAUUCUUUUAGAGAAAGCAAAAAUAGUUUCAUUACUACCGAUCUCACGGAAAGAAGUCUUAUGAACAGACAAGUUAAUGAAACUUUUGUAAGUCUUGAAGAAGAAUAUAAAUACAAAGAUUUUGAGGAAGGAGUUGUCUUAAUGGAACGUAGACUUUGUAUUACUCCAUCCUGUGUAAUGAUUAAUAAAGAAGAGCUAACAUCAUUUUACACUUGUUCUACUGCUGAAUCCGUUUCAAGUCUUCCACAGGAAAUGUUACUUAUCGACAAGCAAACUCUUCGCGAGAGGCUUCAAAAAUUAGGAGAAAAUCCAGGUCCAAUAACAAAUUCCACUCAUAAAGUAUAUUUAAAACGUUUAAUGAAAUUGGAAAAUAUGAGACAAAAUUUCAAAAAUGAACCAUAUCAUGAAAAUUUAUCUGAGAAACAUGAAAUUCAUUCUAUUAGACCAAGUUUAAUUUCAUUAAAUUGGCAAAAAGAUUUGCAAUCUUAUAGAGAUCGAGAAAUUAAAAUAUUUGAGGAGUUUGCUAGACCCGAUCCUUCUCGUAAAUGGCGUGAAGGAUUAACAAAAACUUGUUUUAAUUAUCUAUUGUUGGAUUCAAGAAUCACAAGGGAUCUUCCAAAUCGAAGAACAAGUCUUUCUUUACAAGAACAAUGGGAAACAUUUUUGUCGGCAAUUUUUUAUAUUGGAAAAGGAAAACAAUCAAGACCCUAUUCUCAUUUAUAUGAUGCAUUUCAUUUAUGGGUUUCAAAUAAAGUUGAGACGUCGAGUAAAAAGAUAAAAAAAAUUAUUGACAUUUGGAAUGAAAAGCAAGGAGUCGUUGUUUUACAUAUAUUUCAUAAUACCAUUCCAGUAGAGGCUUAUACAAGAGAAGCGUCAAUGAUUGCUGCUUUGGGUCUUGAAAAAUUAGCUAAUUGUAAAAGUGGUGAAUACUAUGGCAAAGUAGCAACUUGGACAAAUAAAGAAAAAUGCGAUUUGGGAAAAUAUUUACUUUACAAUGCUAUGGAGAUAUUAAUGGUGGAAGGAGAACGACAUCUUUUUCCAGAACAUUUAUAGAAAUAUAAUUAAUAAUAAGAUAAUUUUCUUAGUAUUUUUACAAGGCUGACUUUUUUAAUAUGAAGUAUUAAAAGAAAAUGAUCUCAAACUCUGUAUAUUAAAACUAUAGGACAAAUGACUCUAAAAAAUUGAGUUAAUUAUUACAUAUUUCCGAUGAUUUUAUGCGUGUAGAAAUUUAAAAUUAAAUUAUAUUUUAUGAGAUUUUUUUAAAAUUAACAUUGUAUAUUACUUUUAGGGAAAUUAUAUUAAAUAAGUGCAAUUCAUAAAAUAUCGAAAAUGUUCGAAAACAUUGUGAUUUUAUACGUAAAAAAAAGAAAUUAUAUAAAUUUAAUUGUAUUUACUAAUAAAAUAAGAGACUUGAAAUAAAACUAUAAGAAAUUUGAACAAAACAAA
Messenger RNA from Leptopilina boulardi, 3668 nucleotides. RefSeq lists its product as uncharacterized. The transcript is spliced from 7 exons. NCBI's taxonomy places the organism in Eukaryota, Metazoa, Arthropoda, Insecta, Hymenoptera, Figitidae. The coding region runs from base 333 to 3275 and encodes 980 amino acids. Gene Ontology annotation, molecular function: endonuclease activity; protein binding. The record is from RefSeq and is a predicted model, not a curated record.